CUCCGCAUUUUGUUUCCACCCACCGCCACUGCUUGUACAAUCUACACCCGUACAUAUUCCUCAUCCUCCUCCAACUCUGCCUUUCUGUCACCGAUGAGGAUAAAAAAUACGACGAUUGAUGGCAGAGGUUUUUAUAUUGAGGAAGAUGAAGGAGAUUGCCGACCAGAGAGGGAAUCCGGUGACAGCGAGGAAGAGGGGAAGAUAAGAAAGGAGUUCACCGGCCCUAGUUUGUCCCUUUUUUAUUUUAAACGUCCUGGUUCUGAUUUUUUACGAUGCAUUUCUUUUUUGUGCAGUUCGGAAAAG
Molecule: messenger RNA, 303 nt
Organism: Linum tenue
Lineage: Eukaryota; Viridiplantae; Streptophyta; Magnoliopsida; Malpighiales; Linaceae
Source: the annotation of a GenBank genome assembly